This is a messenger RNA of Eriocheir sinensis (Chinese mitten crab), 1605 nucleotides long. RefSeq names its product actin, muscle-like. The record is from RefSeq and is a predicted model, not a curated record. Bases 369 to 1496 code for a protein of 375 amino acids. The transcript has a single exon. NCBI's taxonomy places the organism in Eukaryota, Metazoa, Arthropoda, Malacostraca, Decapoda, Varunidae.
GGGUGUCCCAAAAUAACCCAUGAUGUGGUGAGUCCCAUAAAUUUUAAGACGUACUGUGAGAAUCUUGAAGAUAACAUUUUUCAAAGAAAGUACCAGCGAGGUAACAAUUACUGACCAAUAAUAUCGAUAUUACAAAAGAGAGGAAACAAAGUUCAACCUAAGUACUUCAUAUUUAUUAGCUUUAUAUUUACUAAUAUAUCCAAAUUAUAAACAAUUCUAAUUUUUAAUGCUAUGAUGCAACGACUAUAAAAAAUAUAUACAUAAAUGAUAUUUUGAUUGAAUGGCACACCUAAAAUUUCUAUAAUACAGAAAAUUUAAAACGGCACAAAUAAAUGAUGACUCAUUUACAGAUCUAAAACCACUCCACCAUGUGUGACGACGACGUAAGUCCCCUAGUGGUCGACAAUGGCUCCGGGAUGGUCAAGGCUGGCUUCGCUGGCGACGACGCUCCCAGGGCCGUGUUCCCCUCCAUCGUCGGCCGACCUCGUCACCAGGGUGUGAUGGUCGGCAUGGGUCAGAAGGACGCCUACGUCGGCGACGAGGCCCAGAGCAAGCGAGGUAUCCUGACUCUCAAGUACCCCAUCGAGCACGGCAUCAUAACCAACUGGGACGACAUGGAGAAGAUAUGGCACCACUCUUUCUACAACGAGCUCCGCGUUGCCCCUGAGGAGUCUCCAGUCCUCCUCACUGAGGCUCCCUCAACCCCAAGGCCAACCGUGAAGAUGACCCAGAUCAUGUUCGAAACCUUCAACACCCCCGCCAUGUACGUGGCCAUCCAGGCUGUGCUGUCCCUGUACGCCUCUGGUCGUACCACUGGCAUCGUACUCGAUACUGGAGAUGGUGUUACCCACACCGUCCCCAUCUAUGAAGGUUACUGCCUUCCCCACGCCAUCCUGCGUCUCGACCUGGCUGGCCGUGACCUGACCGCCUACCUCACCAAGAUCAUGACUGAGCGUGGCUACUCCUUCACCACAACGGCUGAACGAGAAAUCGUUCGUGACAUCAAGGAGAAGCUUUGCUAUGUCGCUCUUGACUUCGAGAGUGAGAUGAGCGUGGCUGCUGCCUCCUCCUCCCUCGAGAAGUCCUACGAGCUGCCAGACGGUCAGGUCAUCACCAUCGGCAACGAGCGCUUCCGCUGCCCUGAGUCCCUAUUCCAGCCUUCCUUCCUGGGUAUGGAAUCUGUUGGUAUUCACGAGACCGUCUUUAAUUCCAUCAUGAGGUGCGACAUUGAUAUCAGGAAGGACCUGUUCGCCAACAACGUUCUGUCUGGCGGUACCACCAUGUACCCUGGUAUUGCUGACCGCAUGCAGAAGGAAAUCACUGCCCUGGCUCCAUCUACCAUUAAAAUUAAAAUCAUUGCUCCUCCUGAACGUAAGUAUUCCGUGUGGAUCGGCGGCUCCAUCUUGGCUUCUCUGUCCACCUUCCAAUCCAUGUGGAUAACAAAGGAAGAAUAUGACGAGUCUGGCCCAGGCAUUGUCCACCGCAAGUGCUUCUAAACGUGCAAAUGUAUAACGUCAUAUGAAAACUUCUAUACCCAAAACUGUCUGUUAAAAUGAUGGCAACAGAUCCUUCUUCGAUAUUACAAAAUAAACCAUAUUUAUUUAU